UGAUCGAUUGAUAAGUGCCUGACGCAUACCGCCAAUGGAUCAUGGGCGCCUAUAAUACGGCGAAGCGUCCAGAUUGCGCUACACGGGAACGCGCCAUGAUUGGAUUUGAAUUUAGACGCGCCGUCGCAAGAUUCGCGAGGAGAACAAAAGGCCUAAAUGCCAAUGUCCAACUCUAAAUGAGCCGGAUCAUUUGGCGCAAAGCUUCGCAUUCGAGCAAACAAUGGACGGCUAGCCCCUACAAGCCAGCAAGAUUCAACACUCGCUCUCGACCUCGUCAACCGUCAGCCGAGGCAAACGCAACCUGCAAACGACCUGCUGGAUGGUGGCUACAGGACUGUUCCCCUCGUCGUCAGCUGGCCGGUUCGCCCCGUAUCGUUUCUAUUUUCACAUCGGCAUUCUGCGUGUCGCAGGCGAAAGAAGAAACUUCACCUCUCUCAACGACGCGGGUGCCAGCAUGCCAAUUUCAUCCACCUCAAAUCAUUGGAUAGUCCUCAUCAUCCCCCAAAGGAACUUUCCCCGCCACAGACUCUGAGUUGCAAAUACAUGCUCUUGGCGGUGGUGCAAUGCAACCUGGAAAUGUCUUGGACACAUGCGGAUCACACCUAGCAGAGUCGCCAAGAUCUGGAAGCGGCUUAGAAUGUCAGCCUAGCUUGUAUUCGGCCAGCGUCGUGGGCGCAACAUGCGGGCUCCUUUCUUGAAUGAAAAUGCUGUCGCUCCCUCACCUUCCAGAUGCGCCCCCCGUCUACUCCAACACCCAUUUCAUUGUCGGCAGUCCUUGGACCAAAGACAAGCUAUCACAAGCACUUCACAAAGCCCCGAGAAACCGUCGAAGCCUCACCCAAUCGCUCGGGUCCGCCAACGAGAUAUGCCACUGACGAUUUGUACAACAUGAGUGUCAAGUCCGUGAACGUCGGCCGCUUGAACGCCGUGACCAGCAUAGCCAGUACGAAUAAUUCAGAACCAGAAACCAACCAGCAUGGCCACCUCACUCUGUGGCAGUCAAUCAAGAAGUGGCGUCGCGUCGUUCUCUACUGUAUCGGCAUGACUUCCGCCAUCCUGAUGUAUGGCUACGACUAUGUCAUUGUUGGCACAGUUUCAGCAAUGCCCAGCUUUCAGCAUGACUUUGGUCAACAGCUCAAUGGAAAGUGGAUUCUGCCUUCACUCUGGCUCGGUCUCUGGAACUUCGUCAGCCCAGGCUGCUCCAUGAUUGGGUCUUUGAUUGGAGGUGUGUUCCAAGACAGAUAUGGUCGUCGAGCGUCACUUGCAUUGGGAUCCUUUCUGUCAGCCAUUGGGGUUGCUAUUUGCUUCGUUUCCAACCUCUCUCCUGACAUCCAUACCCGGCGAAUCAUCUUCCUCGCUGGCAAAGGCUUCCAAGGAGGGGCCAUCGGCAUGGUCAUGACGACUUCCCAGACGUACAUGUCGGAGAUCUUACCGCCGAAUCUCAGAGGACCGCUCCUGGCCUUUUUCCCAAUCUUCACGCUGCUUGGUCAGUUGACUGGUGCCGCUGUCAUCUUCGCAUGCCUCAACCUGGCGAACGGGUACACCAUUUGCUUUGCAUCACAAUGGCCAUUUUCUGCUCUUCCAUUGUUGAUGGCAUUCUUGAUUCCCGAAAGCCCGACAUAUCUCAUUCGGAGGAACAAGAAUUCUCAGGCUCACAGGGCUCAACUCAAGCUGGAUCCCGCUGGUGCCGACCCUGAGGACACUCUCGACAACAUUCGCCGCAACAUCGAGCAUGAAAGGCGACUGACCAAUGCGACCUAUGUCGACUCAUUCCGCGGUGUCAACCUUAGGCGCACCUUGAUCAUCAUGUUCUCCAACUCAUUGCCAAACAUCUUCGGUCUGACGCUGCUGUCAAAGUCGAGUUACUUUGUGCAAGUCGUUGGCAUGAAAGCCAACCUAAGCGUCAUCGUUCUUAUACUCGGUCUCGUUUGCGGUUUGAUUGCCAACAUCAUGAGCGUAUGGGUUCUCUCGAGGGUAGGACGUAGGCGGCUCAUCUUAAGCACGCUAUCCGUCUUGUCCAUAGUCUGGACCGCCAUGGGAAUCGCAGGUUGCUGGUCGGGUCCAGUGAUACCAUGGUACACAUCCAUGACACUGAUAGCGGUGGUCAUUGUGGCGGGUCUGGGAGUUUGGCCUGCUUCACACGUUGUCGGUGCCGAAACCUCAGCGCUGCAUUUACGGUCCAAAGCCCAAGCUAUCGGUUGGUUUACCGCGGGAGCAAACAACUCCAUCUUUGGAUUUGUGUUGCCAUACAUCUUCAACCCCGACAAAGGCAACCUUAAAGCCAAGACCGGUUUCGUGUUUGCUGGUCUUUGUGCCCUCGGGCUUGUCAUUGCCUUCUUCCUGGUACCCGAGAUGAAGGGACGAACGCCGGCUGAAAUUGAUCGCAUGUUUGAGUUGAGGCUACCGGCACGACAAUUCCGCCGCUGGACCAACUUAGCCUCGGAAGGAGAGAAGAAUGGUUCGGCUAGAGUUGAGAACUCUGCCGCGUAGCAUUCGGCUGCUUUCCUACUUACCCUGAAUGAACAUGCCUGCAUUUCCAUCGCCAUUUAGCGACUGCAGUGAAGACCAGACUGCGCCUCGCACCUGCCGGCCCCAUUGACACUCACCUCAAUCCGCAAUGAAACCUGUC
Molecule: messenger RNA, 2629 nt
Organism: Colletotrichum scovillei
Lineage: Eukaryota; Fungi; Ascomycota; Sordariomycetes; Glomerellales; Glomerellaceae
Exons: 3
Coding region: 730-2490 (586 amino acids)
Biological process (GO): transmembrane transport; carbohydrate transport
Cellular component (GO): membrane
Molecular function (GO): carbohydrate:proton symporter activity
Source: RefSeq, a predicted model, not a curated record